Molecule: messenger RNA, 1032 nt
Organism: Penicillium cataractarum
Lineage: Eukaryota; Fungi; Ascomycota; Eurotiomycetes; Eurotiales; Aspergillaceae
Product: amidohydrolase family protein
Exons: 4
Coding region: 1-1032 (343 amino acids)
Biological process (GO): secondary metabolic process
Cellular component (GO): cytoplasm; cytosol
Molecular function (GO): carboxy-lyase activity; hydrolase activity
Source: RefSeq, a predicted model, not a curated record
AUGACGUUCAAAGGCACCGUUGCAGUUGAGGAGGCAGUCAUCAGCCCCGAUACCGCAUGGCUACUCGAGGAGUCACAGCAAAUAUUGACUCCUGGAAAUUCUGGAAAGCAGGCGAUUGAGGCUCAUAAAGCCCGUCUUCUGGAUAUUCACGGGUCGCGUCUGGACACGAUGAACGCCGAGGGUGUCGAGUACAUGUUACUGUCCCUUACGUCGCCGGGAUGCCAAGGCAUCCCUGAUCAGAAGCUGGCUGAGAAAACAGCCACCGAAUUUAAUGACUGGCUGGCAGGUGAAGUUUCAAAAAAUCCAAGCCGCUUUGGUGGGCUCGCCGCGAUUUCCAUGCACGACCCAUCCCAAGCGGCAUCCGAGUUAGAGCGGGCAGUGAAGAAGCUAGGGUUCUACGGUGGGAUCGUGAAUGACUACCAACUCACCGGACCGGAUGGCCUAGAAAAAGUAUACUAUGACACCGCAUUUUACGAUCCUUUUUGGAAAAUGGUUCAGGAUCUUGACGUGCCUGUGUAUUUUCAUCCUCGAUAUCCGUCUGCGAAGGAGCUUCAAACCGAGAGUUCUGUCUACGGUUCUCGCAUGCAUUUAUUGGGAGCAGGAGUCCAGUUUCAUCUGGAUCUUUCCUUCCACGUUUAUGCAAUGUGUUCAUCUGGUGUUUUCGAUCGGUUUCCUGGAUUAAAGAUUGUAGUUGGUCAUUUGGGAGAGAACAUUCCAUUCAAUCUGUGGAGAGCAUGCCACUGGUACAACAAGCCUAGUAAGAAGGUAGCCCGGCCAUCACAGCAUGACUACAAGUAUUAUUUCCAGCACAAUGUAUUCAUCACAACGUCGGGAAACUUUUCGACGCCCGGAUUGAAGUUUUGUGUUGAAGAAAUUGGUGCAGAUCGGUGUCUAUUUUCAAUUGAUACUCCCUAUGAUCAGAUUCAAGAAGCUCAGGAAUGGUGGAGAAGUGUCGACAUAGAAGCUGAGACAAAGGAGAUGAUCGCUAGAAGGAACGCUAUUAAAGUUUUCAAGCUUCCGUUGCAGGCUUGA